Molecule: messenger RNA, 471 nt
Organism: Aspergillus pseudotamarii
Lineage: Eukaryota; Fungi; Ascomycota; Eurotiomycetes; Eurotiales; Aspergillaceae
Exons: 4
Coding region: 1-471 (156 amino acids)
Source: RefSeq, a predicted model, not a curated record
AUGGUUACUUGGUUGGCGGCUUCAGCUGCAGGUAUUCCACUGCCUCAGAUCUCCCUUGUAUCCGAGCCAGAGGCCGCUGCUCUCCACUGUUUAAGAGCGAUGCAGCAUAAUACCAUCCAGAGUGGGGAUGUCAUCGUGGUAUGCGAUGCUGUUGGUGGAACGGUUGACUUAAUAUCGUAUUGCGUGAAAUCUGUUAGUCCAACUUACCUUGAAGAGCAGUUGACUGAUUUGCAUAAGGGCUGUUUAUGGAUCGAUGUUGCUAGACGCGAAAUUUAUGGCUUCCCUGAAGGCCCUCUUCGGAGGCUCCGAAUCCAAAAGGAUCCUGAGGGUAUCUAUACAGGCUGCGAUGAGUUGCUGGCGAGACACGUUAAGCCCGACUUCUCGUUCGACGAGGAUAAUGAUGACAAUGACGAGUUUCAAGAGCUCGGGCAGCUCAUCCCAUUUCCGGUGUGGGGGAUAAACCAUCUAUAG